AUGCAGCUGGAGAUGCAGGGUAUCAAGGACGUGCGCUGGCUAUCGCGUGGAGACGCCAUCGAUCGCUUUGUGGCCGUCCUUCCCGCGGCGAUCGUGUUACUGCAUGAGCAGGACAAGGACACGUAUCACAUGGUGACAAGUUUUAAGUUUCACUUCUUCUUGUUCUUCAUUGCAGACGUCCUGAAGGAGUUGAACGACCUCAACAGGAAAUUUCAGAGGCGCGCGGUGGACGUCACUCGAGUGUCGGGGAUGGUGGAGAACACCUGCGCGCAGCUGACGGCGUGCUACGUGGAGUACGGUGUUAACUUUGCAGAGGACAGCGACCGUCUCAGUGCUUUCCUGGAAGAACGCACGCAUCCCUCCCGCCGUGAAGUCAAAGUAGAGGGGAUGGACAGCGAAGGCAACGCCGUCACUCACACCUUCCAGUUGCACGAGCUGCCAAUCCCAGGCGUGGAGUCACCACCGGAUCUGGAAUCGUGUGUGCGACUUGCCACCAAGUUUGCGAAGGAAGUGGUUAGCCGCCUCAAGUUCCGGUUUAAGAGCUUGGGGACCAUGGUUGGUUCCAAGCUCUUUCUGCCCGACGCCUAUCCAGAUGGUGCUGCAAAGCGUGAUCGCAUCACUGGGGAGUGGUUCCGCUCCCUUCGCACGCUCUUCAAUGGCGAGAACUGUGCUUUGCCUGUUAAGCAGUGGCGUGGUGCAAGGCAGCAGCGCCCUGCAAAGGAAGUCAGUGGUGUGGCUAAGGGCAACAAGCGCAAGGGGCUGGCGGCAGAAGCAGAUGACGUGGCACCAGAGACAGAGGCAGCUGAGAAGGCAUACCCUGCCGUUAAGAAGCGACACAAGAGGGACAAGGUACCAGAAAGUGAUAGUGAAGAUGAUGGCCUGGAUGUCCGUGCAACGCUGACCCUCACCAGUGAUUCUGACACAGAGUAG
Closterium sp. Naga37s-1 is the source of this 930-nucleotide messenger RNA. Lineage: Eukaryota; Viridiplantae; Streptophyta; Zygnematophyceae; Desmidiales; Closteriaceae. The record is from the annotation of a GenBank genome assembly.